AGUUUCCGGUCGGGACAUUCGACCAUUGAGUGUCUCCGCAGCGUUCAAUGCCAAAGGUCGGGUCUGUAGCUACGUCUUUUAACCUUUAUGUAGGGUGUAAUUGAUCCAUUGGCUCUUUGGACUUCUUCUCUUCCCUUCUCUACCUCUCGUCUGUCCAAUACUGUGCCCCUUUCUAGCCAUCUCUCAGUGAUACCAAACGUCCCACCACCAUCAUGGCGCAACGAGCACAGCAGAUCGCCGGCCACCUCAACUAUCCCUCGGGAUUGCUGGCCGGCCAGACUGCCAUUGUUACAGGAUCAGGACAAGGAAUCGGCGCCGAAUGCGCCCGCCUGUUCGCCAACGAAGGCGCCAAAGUGAUUGUCUGCGACGUGGACAGCGCCCGAUCCGACGCCAUGGCGAAAACAAUCAACGACGCCGCCCCCAACCGAGCCCUCAGCGUGCCCGGCGACGUCACGGACCCCAACUACAUCAAAGUGCUUGUGAAAAAAGCGGCCGAGUUUGGAAACGGCAAGAUUCAUAUUAUUGUCAACAACGCCGGAUACACGUGGGACGGCGUGAUCCACAAGAUGAACGAUAAGCAAUGGGACACGAUUCUGCAGGUUCAUGCCACGGGACCGUUUAGAUUGAUUCGUGAGGCGGCGCCUUAUUUCCGAGUCAAGGAUGGUGAACCCAGGGUCAUUAUCAAUAUUAGUAGUACGAGCGGGACGCAUGGAAAUGCUGGCCAGGCGAAUUACUCUCUGGCAAAGGCUGGUGUUGUGGGGUUGACGAAGACGAUUGCGAAGGAAUGGGGGCCACAGUUUGGUGUCCGAGCAAACACAAUCGCAUUCGGUCACAUCGAUACCCGUCUGACUCGUGCAAAGGAGGCCGGUGCCUUCAUCACCACGGCCGACGGACAGCGUGUUGCACUGGGAAUCCCGAGCAAGCAGAUUGCUGACCGUCAGGGUUCGGAGGCUUCUCCGUACAAGGAUAUCCCGCUUGGUCGACCGGGCACUGCGACGGAGGCUGCUUCGGCCGUGUUGGCUGUGGUUUCGCCGUUGUUUUCGUAUGUUAACGGUCAGACUAUUGAGGUCACUGGUGGACGAAACAUCUAGACAUCUAAGCGGGGCUUGCUAUUUUCCUGAUAGGGGAGGUGGUGGUUGCCUGCAUUUGAUGCCAAAAAAAGUCAAAUAUAUCUGUCGAAACACUUGGACUUAUAUUCACUUUCUACGUCAGCAGACAGCAGUGCCUAGCCCGAGUUGUAGUCACCAUCCGAGUUACAGUAUCAUCCAUUCGGCAUCUUGGUCAUCAUUGCGGUGCGUACUAUAGUCACAAAAUUAAGGGAAAACAAGCAUAUCGGUGUAAGCGUGCAAGCGAAGGGAGCAGUGGGAGCAGGAAACAUGGCAGGACAUUAGCAUUCUGCUGGCCAGUGACUCGGCUGGAUUGCUAUCAAUAUCAAUGCUCGGCCACUGAAUCAUUGUACUACUAGUAGUCAGACAGGAUGAUGAUGAGACUCUCAUUGUUGCGGGUAUGGGGUACUACUACCCAGGUCUGGGAUAUUGUUCGGCUCGACCUCGG
Messenger RNA from Exophiala dermatitidis NIH/UT8656, 1554 nucleotides. RefSeq names its product 3-oxoacyl-[acyl-carrier protein] reductase. The record is from RefSeq and is a predicted model, not a curated record. The transcript is spliced from 3 exons. The coding region runs from base 213 to 1091 and encodes 292 amino acids. NCBI's taxonomy places the organism in Eukaryota, Fungi, Ascomycota, Eurotiomycetes, Chaetothyriales, Herpotrichiellaceae. Gene Ontology annotation, molecular function: oxidoreductase activity, acting on the CH-OH group of donors, NAD or NADP as acceptor.